AUGCCACUGCUCCCAAAUCUCCCCUCCCUCCUGUCCCUCCCAAUCCCUCUCAUCGCCCUCCUCCUGAAUCCCCUCCUCCCCACUGUGUCCGCUGCCGAAGGAGCUGCAGAAGCCGUCGACACGGCAGGAUUCUGGGUCGGCUUCACCCUCGUCUUCGUCAUCUCCGCCGUUGAGUCUGCCGCCUCCGUCAUCUGGACCCGUUUCCGCGUCACCUCUGACGGCAUCCACCCUAUCGAACUUUCCUGUCGCGUCUGCGGCCGAGAAAUAUUCCUCUCCGUCAUCGACGAGGAUGCAGCCACAGAAAUCGCCAACAACGGUAUGCCCGCAGGCUGCUACUCGGGCUCGGACUCGUCGGUGACGGCCUCCAAUAUGCAUUCGACCAUGACUCGCUCGAGGUCCGACGGCUGUAGCUGCUGCGGCGGGUUUGAGAGCAGGCACACCGAGACUCACGGGCGUAUGGUCGAGGCGGUGAUCGAUAAGUUCUUCAGCUUCAUGAUGGCGCCGACCCUGCUGAUCCGCCGCUUCAACCCCGCAACGGGCCUAAGUGCACCCGCGGGUCUCGUGAGCAACGUAAAGGGCCUCUUGAAGCCGGAUAUCAAAAGAACCGUUGGGCGGAUGCUAGAACACGGUGUGCAUCUCUUCGUCGGACUGGUAGACAUCUCCCUCGGCGUCGCGGGGCUCGCGCUAAAGCCCCAAUCCCCGCAAAACCUCUACGACACCCUGAAGGACCCGAGUGCGCCCAUGACAUUCGAAAACUACUUGACGCUGUUCUUGCUGUACUGGCUGCUGGGUGCGGUGCUGCUCCUGUGCAUGAUACCGCUGCACAGCUCCAGGAGGAGCACGCAGGCGGCACAGGGCGGCGUGGACGCCUAUGCUGAGCUACUGGAUCGGCGGCGCGAGCGGGAUUAG
Scedosporium apiospermum is the source of this 909-nucleotide messenger RNA. RefSeq lists its product as uncharacterized. The record is from RefSeq and is a predicted model, not a curated record. Bases 1 to 909 code for a protein of 302 amino acids. NCBI's taxonomy places the organism in Eukaryota, Fungi, Ascomycota, Sordariomycetes, Microascales, Microascaceae. The transcript is spliced from 2 exons.